GGCGCGGGGCUGCUGCCGCUGUCCCUGCCCCGGCUGCUUUUCCUCCUCGCUUUCCCCCUCCCGCCGGCCGGCGCGGCGCUGCGGCUGCUGCUGGGCGCUGAGCCGCCCUUCACCUGCUCCCAGCCGGACUUAAACUGCCUCGUAAGAAAUAGUACCUGCAUGGAGGUGAGCUGGCUGCAGGUUUCCACGUGGACUCCUUCUGCUCCAAGCAGUCUUCAUGUCUCUUCUGAUGUUUUCCAUCAGAUGGAUGGAAGCCUGCUCCCUGUGCUUCGGAUAGAAUGGAAAGUGGCCACUGAUGCUAGCAUCCGGUAUCUCCGAGGGGCAGAGCUGGCUGUGAUGCAAGUGAACAGCAAUCAACAGAUCUGCGCCCAGUUUGACUUUCAGAACAAUUUGCCACUUCAGGUCCGUCCAGAUGGAGGCCGGUGGAAUUUCACUUUUGACCGUUUUGAAGUGGAACCUGGCCAGACUUACCAAGUGACUGUCUACCACCUGCCUAAACUGAGUGUAGCUGGAGACUACAAUUGCAAAUCCACAUCUCUCACAGUGCCUGACUGCAAGGACUCUCAAAUGAAAAGAACCAUGCCAUGUAUAAAGACAGGCAGUUUGUGGGAGCCCAGGAUCCAAGGUAGAAGUCUAGAUGAUACAACUCUGCUUGUGAGCUUCAACCCAUGGAUGGAGUCAGCCCGAUACCAAAUUCAUGUGGCCAGUUUCCUGAAUGAGACAAAGUGUAAAAGGAUCACACGUGAUUUAACUGAGGGCGGGCUUCAGCAGCAAGUGAAUGUCACAAUCAAAAUAGAGAAGAAUAUAAGAGCUUGCUGCAACUAUGAAAUACAGAUUCAGCCAUUCUUUGCGAACUGUGGCACAGACUGUCUGAGACACUCUGCUUUCAUCCCAUGUUCACCAGCACCAACUACGAACCCAUCAGGUGAUAUGAUUAUAUGGCUCUACUGGUGUAUCACUGGGAUCAGUGUGUUACUGGUGGGCUCUGUCAUAGCAGGUGUGGUUUGUAUGACCAAAAAACGAGCAGGACACCAGCGAAGGAAAUGCAACCACAAUUAUUUGCAGAAUGCAGCACCAUAUACUGACCUUCCUCUGUCACCCUUGAAGCCCCGGAAGGUUUGGAUUGUGUACUCUGCUGAUCACCUGCUGUACGUGGAUGUGGUGCUGAAGUUUGCAGAGUUUCUGAUGACAGUCUGUGGCACUGCUGUAGCCUUAGAUCUACUAGAAGAUCAUCAGAUCUCAGAGUUAGGGCCCUUACCCUGGCUUACGCGACAGAAGAAGGAAAUGGAAGACCUAUCUUCGAAGAUCAUCAUCUUAUGUUCACGAGGCACCCAGGCCAAGUGGCAAGCCAUGCUUGGGAGUGAUCCUGUGUAUCUCAAGCAAGAUCAACAAAAGCCAAUGGGAGACCUGUUCACCCCAGCCUUGAAUUUGAUCCUGCCAGAUUUCAAGAAGCCAGCCUGUUUUGGAAUGUAUAUAGUCUGCUAUUUUGAGGGGAUAAGUAGUGAAAAAGAUAUACCUGAUCUCUUCAACGUCACAUCCAGGUACCAGCUGAUGGACAAGUUUGAAGAUAUUUAUUUUCGGAUUCAGGAUUUGGAGAAGUUUGAACCUGGACGCAUCCAUCGAAUCCAGGAAAUCACAGCUGAAAAUUACAUUGAUACCCCUAGUGGGAGGAAGUUGAAAGAGGCAGUACAAAAGUUCAGGAGCUGGCAGACAGAGCACCCAGACUGGUUUGAGAGUGAAACUGUCUGCUUGGAUAAUGAAGAAGAGUUGCAGUCCCUGAACAGAGAGAGCCAAGUGGUUUCACUGCAAAGUGAACCAGGUGGAAUUGUGAAGAACCAGGUGCACCUACGGGAACCGGACCCUGACUGCUGUUAUGUCAUCAACCUGCACAUGCAUGAAGAUGAAAGUAGAGGCUGUAAACUGCAGCCUCAACUUAAUCCAUGUGGGGAUCCAGCUUCUCAGACUGUGGUCCUUCCUAUGGAUGAGGUUCCUCUUGUUCAGGUAGUCGAGCCUGUCUCUUCCAUGGAAGAUAGAAACAUACUUGGUCAUCAUGUGCUGAGUAAUGAGGACUGUAUGGAAGGAGCUCCUCUUCUGGAGACAAGCUUUACAAUGAGGAAUAACAUCAUCCUCCACGAUGACUCUGAAGUUUCAGUGAUAGAUGACCAGAGUCCUGCAAACCUCUCAGGUGAACUGAGACACCAUCUGAAUGGACUCAUGUACUCUCUUUAUCAGCAGCGUGUCAUUCCUUCAGAGCCGUCUCUCUCCCAAGAGGAGGCUGACAAGCAACACCAGUUGGUCUUUGAUGACCAAUGCAAAGACCAAAGACAGUCAGUGCAGUCAGACCAGGGCUACAUCUCUAGAUGUUCUCCUCUGCCUCCUGACGACCUUGUAGAGGAGGAAGAGGAAGAAGAAGAGGAGGAAGAUCAGGAAAAUCAGGUGGUCUUCCAAGAACUCUCCCCAGAGGUCUUGAACAGUCUAAAGAGCCUCCAGCAGCAGCUAUUUUUCCAGGACAUUCAACGGAGUUCUGACUGGGGGUAUCCAGCUGAGGUGAUGGACAAUGGCCAGUCUUUGGAGGACUGUUAGGCUCUAUCUGGGACCUUCUGCAUUUGAAGUACAGGGAUGGAAGAUGGUACCAUGCACAGUGCUGAAACCACAUUUCCAAUACCAUCCCUGUAUUAUAAUGACUUAUUGGUGGGAUCUUUCUGUCUGCUGCUAGGAGGCAGGAUUGCCCAGUAGCCCAGUAACGUUGUUCCUAGUCUCUGUGGAAAGAAGCAAUGAUCAUUAGCCACCUCUGUGAAAGAACAGACCAUAGUUCUGUUCCUUGGGGAAGUGCUUUACAUUGAGUCCUCACUGAUGGACGGCAGAACUACUGUGGCUCAUCCACUUGUGCCUUCAAAAUGCCCUCCAGCUGUACUGGUUCUAUUGCACUGGAUAAAAGUCAUGGCGAGCAUUUGGAAAAUAGAUUUAGAUAACAUGGCAAAAUCUGAAUUGCCAUUUUAAUGCACAUUUUUAUUGUAAAUACUGUGUUAAAGAUGUGCCUUAAACUUCAGCUAGGUUAGGGCUGUCUCUGCCUGGUUGAUAAUGUGUAUCUGAAGUUUGUUGUGUUUUUUUUUUUUUGCCAGUCAUUCAUUUGCAACUGCAUUUCCAUGGCCAUUCAGAAAUCAAGGGGAGGAACUGAGCAGUGAGUGAGAGAAACUUUUAAUUAGGAGUCUCCAUAACUCUCCCUGCCUCCCUACUGUGAGGUGUAUUCUUGAAAACCAGCAGUAGGAGGAAGGGGAGAAAAGGGGACAGUGGACCAGAAAGUAGGAUUUGGGCUCAUUACACGAUUCUGAGAAGAAUGUGGGACAGAAUACAGAAUUACUGAAUCACAAGAGUCUGGCAUAUUCUGUAACCCACUGCUUGUUGCUGUAUCACCAAGAAGACUUGAACUGAAGAUGAAGAUGGUGACACACAAUUACGGAAAGGGGAGACUAUUUUGGAGGGGGAGAACACGUGGCUGCAGCAGAUGCUGUUUUAGAGUGGCGAUUAUAACUCGAGUUAGGGGAAGCUGAGCUAAAAUGAGUGUUAAGAUGUACUUAUGUGGAUAUAAACUCAAGCACAGGUAUUUCAGGCUAACUGAUGAGAAAUAGUUAAUAAACUAAGAAAGGAUCGUCUUCCAGGUGCAGGGAUGGUAACUAUAAGUUCUAGUGUUUUGAAAAGAUCGGGCAUGAUGCACUAGAAAAAAUUGCUCCCUGCGAGUGAUUGCAUGUUGGCCCGUGUAGCACUCGCUGGUUAGUGGAGUAGUCAAGGCUGGUGUUUACCCUGUUUAUUACAGUUUUUGCAGUCCAGCCUGCUGGUUAACAGCUUGUGAGACGUAAGUGCAUUCAGGCCUUUCUCCUUUGUGUUCAGAUAAGCUUAUCUUCCUCUCCUAAGUUUACUUGUUAAUAAAAUCUUAAGAGUUUUACUUCAACAUUUGAAAAAUCUGGUGUAUCAGAAGAUAUUCUGCUCUUUUGACUCACAACCAAUAUUUUAAUGUAUAUUCUAUAAUUUUAUUUGUUUAUAACUUGUGUUUUGUUCUUUAAAUUAAACAAAGAGUACUUUUGGCUA
Apus apus (common swift) is the source of this 4086-nucleotide messenger RNA. RefSeq names its product interleukin 17 receptor A (gene IL17RA). The coding region runs from base 160 to 2583 and encodes 807 amino acids. Gene Ontology annotation, molecular function: interleukin-17 receptor activity. The record is from RefSeq and is a predicted model, not a curated record. NCBI's taxonomy places the organism in Eukaryota, Metazoa, Chordata, Aves, Apodiformes, Apodidae. The transcript has 13 exons.